CUGAAGGGACAGCUCCCGGCCGAGCCCCGCAGCCCCCGCAGCCCCGGGCGGCUCAUGGUCCCCGAAGCCGAAGCCGAAGCCCAGGCCCGGGCGGGGAUGCUGGGGAUGCCCCGCGGGUGAGGCCCCCGCUGCAGCCGUGUUCAUGGCGGUGGCCAGGAAGAUCCGAACUUUGCUGACGGUGAACGUCCUGGUGUUCGUGGGCAUCGUCCUGUUCUCCGUGUACUGCCGCCUGCAGGGCCGCUCCCAGGAGCUCGUGCGCAUCGUGAGCGGCGACCGCCGGGUGCGCAGCCGACACGCCAAGGUGGGCGCGCUGGGGGACCGUGAGGCCAUCCUGCAGCGCCUGGACCACCUGGAGGAGGUGGUCUACAACCAGCUCAACGGCCUCGCCAAGCCCAUUGGCCUGGUGGAGGGGCCAGGAGGCCUGGGCCAGGGCGGCUUGGCGGCCACCCUGCGUGAUGACGGCCAGGAGGCGGAAGGCAAGUAUGAGGAGUACGGCUACAACGCUCAGCUCAGCGACCGCAUCUCCCUGGAUCGGAGCAUCCCCGACUACCGGCCCAGAAAGUGCAGACAGAUGAGCUACACCCAGGACCUGCCCCAGGUCUCCGUGGUCUUCAUCUUUGUCAACGAGGCGCUGUCGGUCAUCCUGCGCUCCGUGCACAGCGUGGUCAACCACACGCCCUCCCAGCUCCUCAAGGAGAUCAUCCUGGUGGACGACAACAGUGACAACGUGGAGCUCAAGUUCAAUCUGGACCAGUACAUCAACAAGCGGUACCCAGGCCUCGUGAAGAUUGUCCGCAACAGCCGGCGGGAAGGACUGAUCCGUGCCCGGCUGCAGGGCUGGAAGGCGGCCACUGCUCCAGUCGUCGGCUUCUUCGAUGCCCACGUCGAGUUCAACACCGGCUGGGCUGAGCCCGCACUGUCACGGAUCCGAGAGGACCGGCGUCGCAUCGUGCUGCCAGCCAUCGACAACAUCAAGUACAGCACGUUUGAGGUGCAGCAGUAUGCAAACGCCGCCCACGGCUACAACUGGGGCCUCUGGUGCAUGUACAUCAUCCCCCCGCAGGACUGGCUGGACCGCGGCGAUGAGUCGGCGCCCAUCAGGACCCCAGCUAUGAUCGGCUGCUCCUUCGUAGUGGACCGCGAGUACUUCGGAGACAUUGGGCUGCUGGACCCCGGCAUGGAGGUGUACGGCGGCGAGAACGUAGAACUGGGCAUGAGGCUUCCAGGACGUGUCUGCAUACUGUUGCAGAGAACCGGCAGCAAGUUGGGGCCUCCUCAGGCCCCCGGCGCCACCUGGAGAAUGCAGAGGCCACAGUGGGCCUCACGUCCCCCAGAACACUCCUCCUCGGACAUGAGGGCUAACCUCGGAACCCUUGGGUGCUCACACAAUGAGCUGUCCCUGCAGGUGUGGCAGUGUGGCGGCAGCAUGGAGGUGCUGCCCUGCUCCCGCGUGGCCCACAUCGAGCGCACCAGGAAGCCCUACAACAAUGACAUUGACUACUACGCCAAGCGCAACGCCCUGCGCGCCGCCGAGGUGUGGAUGGACGACUUCAAGUCCCACGUGUACAUGGCCUGGAACAUCCCCAUGACGAACCCAGGGGUGGACUUCGGGGACGUGUCUGAGAGGCUGGCCCUGCGUCAGAGGCUGAAGUGUCGCAGCUUCAAGUGGUACCUGGAGAACGUGUACCCGGAGAUGAGGAUCUACAACGACACCCUCACGUACGGAGAGGUGAGAAACAGCAAAGCCAGCGGCUACUGCCUGGACCAGGGCGCAGAGGACGGCGACCGGGCGAUCCUCUACCCCUGCCACGGGAUGUCUUCCCAGCUGGUGCGGUACAGCGCUGACGGCCUGCUGCAGCUGGGGCCUCUGGGCUCCACAGCCUUCUUGCCUGACUCCAAGUGUCUGGUGGAUGACGGCAGGGGCCGCAUGCCCACCCUGAAGAAGUGUGAGGAUGUGACGCGGCCAACACAGCGGCUGUGGGACUUCACCCAGAGUGGCCCCAUUGUGAGCAGGGCCACGGGCCGCUGCCUGGAGGUGGAGAUGUCCAAAGACGCCAACUUCGGGCUCCGGUUGGUGGUGCAGAGGUGCUCGGGGCAGAAGUGGAUGAUCAGAAACUGGAUCAAACAUGCACGGCACUGACCCCACCUCCGCCUGGACCCCCACAGACCUCGGGAAGGCGCUGGGCCGAGCCGGUGUGGCUGAGUGACCGGGGUGUCAGCCACUGCAUCUGGAGUACAGCUUCUGCUAGGACAGGUGGCUCUACCCGAGGGAGGGCGUCUGGGGACAGUGACGCCAACUCAAACACGUGCCUUCUCCACGGUAUCUCCUGGCCAGGCUCUGGGACAGCCGCCGCCUCUGCAUGUACCACAGCCCCCCACGCCCCAUAAGGAGGCCAAGCCCCGGACCAUGCGCCAGGCUGCACCCCAGCAUCUUCCACCCAUAGGCCGCCCGUGCUCCAAGCAGCCUCCCCCAGCACUUGCGGCCGCUCAGCCCUCCAACCAAGACCUACGUCACACAUCAUAAUGCAGCUCCUUGUGGUCUGGUAAGAGGGGUGCUGGAGGACAUGGACAGCGACAAAUGUGAGGCCGUGUCUAGGAGGCUGGCACGACUGCUUCAGCAGAGACCAAAUAAAGAGAGGAUUAGGCAGCAGCGCUGUGUGUGUCUUCCUGGGAGCUGAGCUGGGGGGUGGGGCCCGGUCCCGCCUCUCUCCCAGGCACCUGGGCCCUGCCGCAGCCCAGCCCCUCGCCUGUUUUAAUAAAUACAGUUUUACUGGCGCCCA
This is a messenger RNA of Symphalangus syndactylus (siamang), 2780 nucleotides long. RefSeq names its product polypeptide N-acetylgalactosaminyltransferase 9 (gene GALNT9). Gene Ontology annotation, cellular component: Golgi apparatus. Gene Ontology annotation, biological process: protein O-linked glycosylation. Gene Ontology annotation, molecular function: polypeptide N-acetylgalactosaminyltransferase activity. Lineage: Eukaryota; Metazoa; Chordata; Mammalia; Primates; Hylobatidae. The record is from RefSeq and is a predicted model, not a curated record.